GUUAUCACUUUUUACUUCACGUUGUGAUUUAUUCAUUUGCUUUCAUCGCUGAAUUCAGUCUUGUUUGCUCGACUUUGUGUCUGUCAUUAUUUGAGUGAAUGUGUAAAAUGACGAGAUAAUCAUAAUGAGACCAAAAGCUAACUCGUAAUAUCUUUGAUUAAUUACAGGAUGAGAAACCAGUCUUUACUGGUAAUAAUUGUUGCAGUAUGUGUGGCAACUGCAGCAACAGCACCACCCGACAAAGACAGUCAAAUCGAUGAUCACUUGAACGACAUCUCGGACGACAAGUUCAAGCCAGACCCAAAAGUCCCGAAAUCUUUGGAUUCACGCUUCAAUAAAAUGCUUCCGUUCCCCAAAAUUGAAGACAUCAAGUUGGAAGAAUCAAAAAAAGCUGAAAAAGUUCAAAAGAACCAGAAAAAUUCAACCACGGAAAAAGCUAUUAAAGAUGAAACCAGCACAAUUGAAUUCGAUGAGGAAUACACCGACGAUGAAGUUGAUGAAGAAGAAGAGGAAGAUCUCGGUGUUGACAUUAACAAAUCGAAUAAUGAGAUGAAGCAAUGUCCAAGGGAUUGCAUUUGCGAACGAAACAUGCAAGCAUACUUUGUUGCAACUUGCAGUCGUUUAGAUUUGGAAACUCAAUCAUUCGCCAACUUGCCAAUCACUGACUUACAAGUCAUCGACAUUGGACCUCAAUUCCCAAUUGUUUUGGGCGUUGAAUUCUUCAAAAAGAUUGGCUUGGCUAAUGUCACUUCGAUUAAAAUUGCCAACAGUUCAAUUGAAUAUAUUAGUCCAAGUGCUUUCAAUGGUUUGAAUGAACUUUACUCAGUCAAUCUUACAAGCAUUGGCAUUGAUUUAAUUCAUCCUGACACUUUCGCCAACAACACAAAACUCAAAAUUCUGAUUUUGUCUGGAAACAACUUGAAUGUGAUGCAAAGCUUAUCGUCACCUUACACAGAUUACAUGCUUAAAUCGCCAUCAAUCGAAGAGUUGGACAUUUCGAACUGCAACAUGCAAGAAUUCCUUCCAACAGCUUUCAGUCAAAUGAAGAACAUCAUCUACAUUAAUUUAGCUGGAAAUAAACUGACAACACUCCCACAAGGACUUUUCGACAGAACAGACACGAUCGAGGAACUUGACUUGUCUUACAACAUGAUCGCCACGUUGCCGAAAAACAUUUUCAACAGAACAUCGCUCGGUAUUUUGCACUUGAAAUAUAACGAGAUCGUUUCAAAUCUCGAGUUUGUUACGAAAGAUGUUCAAAAGUUGGACUUGAGCUCUAAUCGAAUUGUGAAUGUUAACAAUCAGAUGUUCAAAGGCAUUGAAAAUCUUAGCAAUUUAGUGUUGAAAGGAAAUUUGAUUAAGAGAAUUCAUCCGGGAGCAUUCUUGACACUCAAAAAUCUUCGUUACAUUGAUUUGUCUUACAACGACUUGGAUCAGAUCAAUAGCUUGACAUUCUUGAAGAAUUCCGAUUUGGAAGUGAUUAGAAUCAACAACAACAUGCGGUUGAAGACACUUCCUAAUGAAGGCUUUGAAACAGCACAAAAAUCUUUCCACGUCUUCAUGUUUGAUGCUUCAAAUUGUGAUUUAUCAACACUCAGUGACAACACUUUCAAGACAAUGCCAUUCAUUACCAGACUUUAUUUAUCUGGCAACAACAUUGAAAAAGUUCCAAAGGACUUGUUUAGUCCAUUAGUUCGUCUUAUGGAACUUGAUUUGAGCAACAACUUGUUCAGUAAUUUAGAUCCACAAAUCUUUUGGAACAAUCAAGACUUGCUUAAGCUCAAUCUCAAUGCCAAUCCAAUUGAAUCUUUGUCAACAAAGAUUUUCGCUCCCACGCCAUAUUUGGAAGAUUUGGAUAUCAGUGACUGUGACUUGAUCUCGUUGUGGCAUGAUUCGUCGAAACAAGCACGCGUUGGUGACUUCUUAAAGAACUUGAAAGUGUUUAAUGCAUCAAACAACGACAUUAAGAAUAUUUACGCGAGCGACUUGAGUACAAUGAAGAACCUCAAGGUUUUCGAUUUGAAGAACAAUCCAUUGGAAUGUAACGACGACUUCCGAAGUCUGAUGAAAUUCUUGGGAUUGAGAAAGGUGACUCUCGGAAAUCGCAAUGCUCAUAGUGAAUUCGAUGACCUUAAACCAACAUUCUUCGAAGAGAUGAGUCCCGCUGUCGAGUGGAAUGAAUUAGCACGAAAGAUUUGCAAGCGUGGUGACGACGAUGAUGAAACUGAAGAAGUUGUAAUUGAAGAAGCUGCAACAAAUUAUCGAUUCAUUUGGCCAAUGCUCAUUGCCAUGCUUAGUGUUGUCGUCAUUCUUCUCUUGAUCAUGAACAUCAUUGCCUUCUUCAUGCGCAAACGUGGUGAACGUUAUCGUGAAGCUUUAUUACAAUCGAAGAAUUCGAUAAUUUAUCAGAAACUCUCCGAGGAAAUCACGCCUCAAACUCCUAAAAUACAUCGAUAUGUUGUCUUACAAUCCGAAAAGCAAACACCACAAACUCCAAGAGCACAUAGAUACACACCAAUCCAACAAAUGAUUCAAAGGAAAAGGGCUUUGGAUUUGAUGUUAGCAUUGACAAGUGCAUCAUGUAAAUGUCCAUCACAUUCCUAUGGCCUUGAAGCUUCAUCAAGUAAAGAAACUGCUUUUGAAAUGUCGAGUUCAGCUAUAAGAUUUGGUCCAGGAGUGUCGAAGGAACUUGGAAUGGAUUUAAAGAACAUGAAUUUGAAGAAUGUUUGCUUAGUUGUUGAUAAGAACCUCGUCAAUUUCCCUUCCGUGAGAACUGCCUUCGAUUCGUUAUCAAAAGAGAAAAUCAAUUACGAAGUUUAUGAUAAAGUUCGAGUUGAACCGACAGAGGCAAGUUUUCGAGAAGUGAUUGAAUAUUCUCGAGCAAGAAGCUUUGAUGGCUACGUCGCUAUUGGCGGAGGCUCCACAAUUGACACUUGUAAAGUGGCAAAUUUAUAUGCCAACGAUCCUGAAGCUGAAUUCUUAGAUUACGUCAAUGCUCCGAUUGGCAAAGCAAAGGAACUGAAGGUGAAACUCAAACCUUUCAUUGCUCUUCCAUCGACGUCUGGAAGUGGCAGUGAAGCUACUGGAAUGGCCAUUUUUGACUAUAAAACAUUAAAGGUCAAAACUGGAAUCGCUUACAAAGCUUUGAAGCCAACAAUGGCAUUGGUCGAUCCACUGCACACCUUGACGAUGCCUGAAAAGGUCGCAACUUAUUCGGGCUUUGAUGUUUUUUGUCAUGCGUUGGAGAGUUUCACUGCCAUUCAAUACACUGAACGGCCAGCACCAGCAAAUCCAAAACUUCGUCCACCUUAUCAAGGCGCAAAUCCAAUUUCUGAUGUUUGGGCUCGUUAUGCUUUACAAACGAUUAAAAAUAAUUUCAAACGAGCUGUGAAAAAUCAAGACGAUUUGGAAGCACGUGGAAAGAUGCAUUUGACAUCAGUGAUUGCUGGCGUUGGAUUUGGUAACGCUGGAGUUCAUUUAUGUCACGGAUUGUCUUACGCGAUUUCUGGCCUCGUUCGAAAAUUUGUACCUGAUGGUUAUGGCGACGAUCAUCCAAUUAUUCCUCAUGGAUUGUCAGUUGUGUUGACUGCUCCAGCUGUUUUUGAAUUUCUUGGGUCAUCUUGCCCUGAACGACAUCUUGAAGCUGCUGAAAUUUUGGGAGCUGACAUUACAAAUGCAAAGAAAGCAGAUGCCGGAAUUAUUCUUGCUGAUGUUAUUCGAAGCUACAUGUCUGACUUAAACAUUGAGAAUGGAUUGGAAUCGUUGGAUUUCACAACUUCUGAUAUUGGCAAACUUGUGGACGGAACAUUACCACAAGAACGUGUCAAUAAAAUGGCACCAAGAGGACAAACAAAAGAAGAUUUAGCAAAACUCUUCGAAAAAUCCAUGAAAUCUUAUUAAACGGGAAAAAUAUUUCUUAUCUUUUUCAUUAUCAAUUUUUUUGUAAUGUUCUUAACAUCAAAUUUGACAUUGCGUCAUUUAAAAAUGUUUUUAGUUCAAACGGUUUGAACAAAUUAGGUUAUCGAUCAUAAAUUGAUUACUCUAAAUAUUUUUCUGGAUAUGCCGCAACAUAUUUCAUGUGAUUUAUGUCGAUUUCAUUUUAUGAUUCUUAAUAAAAAAAAUGAAAAGCUUUGAAAGCUUACUGAGA
Molecule: messenger RNA, 4147 nt
Organism: Clunio marinus
Lineage: Eukaryota; Metazoa; Arthropoda; Insecta; Diptera; Chironomidae
Source: the annotation of a GenBank genome assembly